AUGAAGACAAGAUUUAAUACUUACGAUAUUGUGUGUAUGGUGUCGGAACUGCAAAGACUGGUGGGUAUGCGAGUUAAUCAAGUGUAUGAUAUUGAUAACAAGACAUAUGUGAUCCGACUACAGAGGUCCGAAGAGAAGGCUGUGCUGCUACUGGAGUCGGGGAACAGGUUCCACACAACACAGUUUGAAUGGCCCAAGAAUGUGGCUCCAUCUGGGUUCACUAUGAAGCUCCGGAAACAUCUUAAAAACAAGCGUCUGGAGAAGCUAAGCCAGCUGGGUAUUGACAGAAUAGUGGAGUUACAGUUUGGUAGCGGUGAGGCCGCGUAUCAUGUUAUACUGGAACUAUAUGACCGAGGAAACAUAGUUCUGACGGAUUACGAGUGGACAAUACUGAAUGUACUACGUUUGCAGUCAAAGAAAAGUAUCCUCUUGACAGAGCUCAAAACGGACUAUUCAGCACCAAAUGAAGAUGCUCUUAAAGAGAUAUUAGGAAAGAGCAAACCUGGUGAUAAUCUGAAGAAAAUACUUAAUCCUAAUUUAGAAUAUGGUGCAUCAAUAAUAGAUCAUGUUCUGCUGCAAAGUGGUCUGUCUGGUAACUUAAAGAUAUCACAGGAUCCUAACAAAGGAUUUUAUAUGGAAAGGGAUUUGGAAACGCUAGCAAAUGCUCUGAAACAAGCUGAGACUAUUAUAGAGAAUGGAAAGAAUCAAACAGCUAAGGGUUAUAUAAUCCAAAAGAGAGAAGAUCGUCCAAAUAAAGACGGUGGGCCCGACUUCUUCCUCACCAACCAGGAGUUCCAUCCCCUGCUGUACCUUCAGAAUAAAGACCAGGUGUAUGUGGAGUAUGACACCUUUGAUAGAGCAGUCGAUGAAUUCUAUUCGGCUUUGGAAGGACAGAAAAUAGAUCUUAAGACAAUUCAAGUCGAACGUGAGGCUAUGAAGAAGCUGCAGAAUAUUCGCACCGAUCACGAGAAGAGACUCAGUAACUUGGAGAAGGUUCAGCUCGAGGAUCGGCGGGCGGCUGAAAUGAUAGCCAGGAACGAACCGCUAGUGGAACAAGCGAGACUCGCCAUACAGACGGCUAUAGCCAACCAGAUGAGCUGGGAUGACAUCAAAUUAUUAGUGAAAACGGCUCAAGACAAUAAAGAUCCUGUGGCGUCGGCUAUAAAACAACUGAAAUUGAACACCAACCACAUUACGUUGCUGCUCAAAGAUCCAUAUGAUGAUGAUGAUGAUGACGAUGAUAAUGAUGAUGAAAGUAACGGCGGCGGUGAUAAAGAGAGGCUGGAACCGAUGAUGGUUGAUAUCGACCUGUCUUUGACUGCCUUCGCUAACGCUAGACGUUACUACGAUCAAAAACGCAAUGCUGCCAAGAAGCAGCAAAAGACGCUGGAGUCAGCAGACAAAGCGCUGAAGAGCGCUGAGAAGAAAACUAAACAGACUCUGAAGGAGGCCCAGGCUAUUAGCAGCAUCAGUAAGGCGAGGAGGAACUACUGGUUCGAGAAAUUCUACUGGUUCAUAUCAUCUGAUAACUACUUGGUGAUAGCCGGUCGUGACCAGCAACAGAAUGAGUUGCUAGUGAAGCGUUAUAUGAGAUCUACAGACGUGUAUGUUCACGCGGAUGUAUCUGGGGCUUCAUCGGUGGUCAUUAAAUGUCCCUCGGGACCUCCGCCCCCAAGGACGCUCAGUGAAGCGGGACAAGCUGCCGUCGCAUACAGUGUUGCAUGGGAAGCCAAAGUCCUGACUCGUGCGUGGUGGGUGCACGGUCACCAAGUGUCCAAGUCAGCUCCGACGGGUGAAUAUUUGUCAACUGGCUCGUUCAUGAUCCGCGGAAAGAAGAACUACCUGCUGCCUGAACAUCUGCAGUUCGGAUUCAGCUUUAUGUUCAGGCUUGAAGAUAGUUCCAUCGACCGUCACCGCGACGACCGGAAGGCUGUUCAAGCUGAUGACGCGAGUGACGUCACAUCCGUCAUCAGCGCGGACGAACAGGAAAUUGUAGUGUCGGAUGACGACGAACCUUCAGACAACGAAGACAAGGAGAAAAAAUUGAAUACAAUAGCCGAAGAAGUUACGAAAAUAGAAAUACAAGAAAAUAUAGAAGAUAAAUCUAAGGAAAAAAAUAAAGAAGAGUUGGACAACAAAGAUACAGAUAAUAAUGAAAAUGAAUUAAAAACCAAAGAUGAUUUGAAAAAUGAAGAGAGCGAGUCUGAUAGUGAAACUGGAGUAUUACAUACACAUGUGAAGGUUUGUUCAUAUUAA
Danaus chrysippus (African queen) is the source of this 2256-nucleotide messenger RNA. The record is from the annotation of a GenBank genome assembly. NCBI's taxonomy places the organism in Eukaryota, Metazoa, Arthropoda, Insecta, Lepidoptera, Nymphalidae.